Molecule: messenger RNA, 939 nt
Organism: Dromiciops gliroides (monito del monte)
Lineage: Eukaryota; Metazoa; Chordata; Mammalia; Microbiotheria; Microbiotheriidae
Product: olfactory receptor 13C9-like
Exons: 1
Coding region: 1-939 (312 amino acids)
Biological process (GO): G protein-coupled receptor signaling pathway
Cellular component (GO): membrane
Molecular function (GO): G protein-coupled receptor activity; olfactory receptor activity
Source: RefSeq, a predicted model, not a curated record
AUGGAGGGAGUCAACUGGACAUCCAAGAAGGAUUUUGUUCUACUGGGGUUUUCAGAAUACCCAAAGACUGAAAUAAUCAUCUUUCUUUUAUGUCUGGUGAUGUACACAGUAAUCCUACUGGGGAAUAGUAUUAUUAUCGCUCUGACUAUCCUGGAUUGUCACCUUCACACCCCAAUGUAUUUUUUCCUCAGUAAUCUCUCCUUUUUGGAUAUCUGUUUUACAUCUUCGUUUGUCCCCAAAAUGUUGGCAAACUUCUCAUCAGAGAGAAAAACAAUCUCCUUCUCUGGGUGUUUUAUUCAAGUGCAUAUCUCCCUUGCCAUGGGGACCACAGAGUGUGUUCUUCUAGCCACAAUGGCCUAUGAUCGGUACAUGGCCAUCUGUAAUCCCCUCAGAUACCCAGUAAUCAUGAACAGGAGGCACUGUGUGCAGCUGGUUGUUGUAGCCUGGAUUGUAGGUUUUCUCAACUCGACCAUGGAAACAAUUCUUGUAAUAGGGUUGCCCUUUUGUGGGAAAAAUAUAAUUGAUCACUUUUUUUGUGAAAUAUUAGCUAUACUAAAGCUAGCCUGUGUUGACAUCUCUUUGAAUGAGAUCAUUAUGCUAAUGGACAGCAUAGUCCUUGCAUUCUCCCCAUUAUUGUUAAUUGUUGUCUCCUAUAUUUUCAUCCUCUCUGCAAUCCUGAGAAUUAACUCUGCAGAAGGGAGGAAAAAAGCCUUUUCUACUUGUUCAGCACACUUGACUGUUGUGAUUGUGUUUUAUGGGACUAUCCUCUUCAUGUAUAUGAAACCCAAGUCCAAAAAUUCAAUUACAGACAAAUUUAUCACAUUAUUCUAUUCGGUGGUGACCCCCAUGCUGAACCCCCUCAUCUAUAGCCUUCGCAACAAGGAGGUGAAUGGAGCCUUGAGAAAUGUGUUGAAAAGACUGCCAUUCAUGAGGAGCUAA